Molecule: messenger RNA, 1425 nt
Organism: Jatropha curcas
Lineage: Eukaryota; Viridiplantae; Streptophyta; Magnoliopsida; Malpighiales; Euphorbiaceae
Molecular function (GO): protein binding
Source: RefSeq, a predicted model, not a curated record
UCAUCGAUUUCCUCUCCCACUUCUCUUCUCUCUCUCUCUCUCUCUCUCUCUCUCUCUCUCUCACACACACACUCAAAAACUGCUCUCUCUAUAUCUUCUUUUCUUCGUCUCUUUCUUUCUCUCUCUGCCUUCAAUUUAUGUAUAUAUAAUACAUACUCUCACACUCACAUGUAUCUGUGCAUUAACAAACCCUAGAGUUAGAGAGAUUGGUUAGGAAGAAAUUUAGGCCUGUUAGAUAACUUUAAUUGGGGAUCUGAAACUCCCUCUUUCAAAAUGGCGGAUAUACAGCCACCGGAGGGUCAUCUGAACGGCGGUAGUGUCGGCGGAGUUUCAGUAGAUAGAGGAGUAGGUGCGCCAAUUGCAGUUACAUCAUCGGAAACCGUCGGUUCCAAGCGGCAGCGGAGGCCCAGCGUCCGAUUGGGGGAAAUCGGCGGUGACCAGCUCUAUGACACUCAUCCGCGGAGAACUAGUAAUAAUAAGCAGUGGAAGCAUCAUCAGCUCCUGUCUCUCGAUCAUAAAAAGGACCCGAAUUCCUCUAAUAAAGGUUCCAAGACCAGAGCUUUAACCAAUUUAACGACUAGCGGUGAGUUUGCUGAAACCCUAGAUGAGGAUAAAGAGGUUAAUUUGGAUUCUAUUGCAAUUGGAAGCUGGAGAGUCAAGGAUUCGAAAAAGCGUGCUUCUAAUGCCACUACGAAGCGAGUCCGAUCCAAUUGGGUUUCCAAAAUUGACGAUGGUGGGGGUGGUGGCAGCCAUAAUAAUGUCGAAGGGGACGAGAAAUACAGCGGUGGAGAAGAUGUGGAUGAUACUUACCGUGAAUUCGACAUGGAAAAUUCGGAUAGUCCACUAAAAGAACAGAGUCCUGUUCACUCCCUUGAGAAUUUGGGAGAUGGCAACGAAAGAAACGAGAGAGAAAUGUAUUACAAUAGAAGGACAAUUAGAGCAAGGGAUAAUCAUAAUCAUAAUCGUCUUCAUGAUGGGGUUGAGUUAUCAGGUCCUUCAGAUACUGACGCCAGGGAUUACAGGAAUAAUGGGAGAUGUGGCGGUGGAGGGGAGGAUGGAGUCAGGAUUUGGCUUAAUAGUAUAGGUUUAGGGCGGUAUGCGCCAUUUUUUGAAAUCCAUGAAGUGGACGAUGAGGUGUUACCAAUGUUAACACUGGAGGAUUUGAAGGAUAUGGGAAUUAAAGCAGUUGGUUCGAGGAGAAAGAUGUUUUGUGCAAUUCAAAAGCUUGGGAAAGGGUUUUCUUGAUGAUUUUUGGUGAGCUUGUAGUUUUGGUUUUCACUGGAGGAUUAUGUCUCAGCAUGGCAAUUAAAGAUGCAUCAUGUCUGAACUUAAUUGAGUAAUUUUUGUUUUUAUCUUGUAGUAGAAGUAGCAAUAAUUUUUUUUGAAUGAGUAGGACAUUUUGGGUAAUUAUUUCUUAUUGCACUA